Messenger RNA from Aspergillus thermomutatus, 164 nucleotides. RefSeq lists its product as uncharacterized. The annotation marks the transcript as partial. The record is from RefSeq and is a predicted model, not a curated record. Lineage: Eukaryota; Fungi; Ascomycota; Eurotiomycetes; Eurotiales; Aspergillaceae. The transcript has a single exon.
AUGGCCUCAACAAUAGACAGACCUCACAACCCUCAAACAGGACCGACACCGUCCAAGCGAAAAUCCCCCGAGGAAACCGACGCGUCGAAAACGUCCUCGUCCGCAGCCAAAGUCAUAACCUUCACAUCCCGCAAUCCAGCCUGGACCUACCUCAAACUCCAACU